This is a messenger RNA of Theobroma umbraticum, 2063 nucleotides long. RefSeq names its product polyphenol oxidase, chloroplastic-like. Gene Ontology annotation, molecular function: catechol oxidase activity. Lineage: Eukaryota; Viridiplantae; Streptophyta; Magnoliopsida; Malvales; Malvaceae. Gene Ontology annotation, biological process: pigment biosynthetic process. The record is from RefSeq and is a predicted model, not a curated record.
UCGAUCUUCAUCACAAUAGCGCCAUUAUCCGAAACUAUGGCUUCUCUUUUCCCAUCAUCAUCCACCACCUCUAACACCAUUCCCACUUCCAUCGCCUCUUCAUUUCUUCCACGAACAUCCCAACUCUCCUUAGCUAAACCAAAGCCUAAUUUCAUUGCCAAGGUAGUGUCAUGCAAAGCCACAAAUGGUGACCAAAAUCCAACUCCCAGCUCCAAGAAUACCGAAAAAUCUUUUCUCCUCAAUAAAUUUGACAGAAGAGAUGUUCUGAUUGGCCUUGGAGGUCUUUAUGGUGCAGCCAGCCUUAGCCAAGACCAAUUUUCCCUGGCAGCUCCAAUAUCUGCCCCCGAGUUGGAAAAAUGUGGCAAUGCAGAGUUACCUGAAGGUGCAGAUCCUACCAAUUGUUGCCCACCAGUAUCGAGAAAGAUAUUAGAUUUUAAACCACCUUCUUCCAAUUCUCCCUUGCGCGUUAGGCCUGCUGCACAUCUAGUCGACGAUGCCUACAUAGCAAAAUAUUCCAGGGCCAUUGAGCUUAUGAAAGCUCUCCCAGCCGAUGAUCCACGUAAUUUCAUGCAACAAGCAAACGUUCAUUGUGCCUACUGUGAUGGGGCUUAUGACCAAGUGGGAUUUCCGGAUCUUGAACUUCAAGUUCAUAAUUCGUGGCUCUUCUUUCCAUUCCAUAGAUAUUAUCUUUAUUUCUUUGAGAAAAUUUUGGGCAAGUUGAUUGAUGACCCAACUUUUGCUUUGCCAUUUUGGAAUUGGGAUUCUCCUGCUGGCAUGAAAAUGCCUGCGAUGUAUGGAAACACUAAAUCUCCUCUCUACAAUGAGCUCCGCAACCGAAGUCACUACCCACCAACACUGGUUGAUCUUGAUUACAACGGUACUGACGAAACCACAACGAAGAGAGAUCAAUUGACGAGCAAUCUCAGAAUCAUGUAUAGGCAGAUGGUAUCUAAUGGCAAGACCGCUAGGCUCUUCCUAGGAGGUCCCUUCCGUGCAGGUGAUGAACCCUAUCAAGGAUUCGGGUCGGUUGAGAACGUUCCUCAUGGACCUGUUCACGUAUGGUGUGGCGAUAACACACAACCAAACGGAGAAGACAUGGGAACUUUUUACUCUGCAGCAAGAGACCCCAUAUUCUAUGCUCAUCACUCAAAUGUAGAUAGAAUGUGGGCCGUUUGGAAGACGUUAGGUAAGAAGCGAAAGGAUUUCACUGACCCCGAUUGGCUUAAUGCCUCGUUUCUUUUCUACGACGAGAACGCAAAUCUUGUUCGCGUCAAAGUUCGUGAUUGCCUUGACAAUCGAAGUUUGGGAUACGUUUAUCAAGAUGUUGAUAUUCCAUGGCUGAAAACCAAGCCAACUCCCCGAAAGCUAAGUAAGAAGGUGGCGUCGGGGGGUCCAGGGAUUGCACUGGCGGUAGAAAUAAACAAGAAAAAAGUCAUAUCUAGCAAUCAGUUCCCAAUAGUUUUAGACAAAAUAGUAAGCGUUAACGUUCCAAGGCCAAAGAAAUCGAGGAGUAAAAAGGAAAAAGAAGAGGAAGAGGAAAUAUUGGUAAUAGAUCAGAUUGAGUUGGACGGCAAUUCAUUCGCCAAAUUUGAUGUAUAUGUCAACGACGAGGAUGAUUUGACAAUUGGACCAGACAACACAGAGUUUGCGGGGAGCUUCGUGAAUGUGCCACAUAAGCAUAAAGGUGGGAAGAAAAUGACGACAUGCUUGAGGUUGGGGCUAACAGAUUUGUUGGAAGAUUUGGGAGCUGAGGAUGAUGACAGUGUUGUGGUGACCUUGGUGCCAAAAUAUGGAAAGGGCAAUGUUAAGAUUGGUGGUAUCAAGAUUGAGUUUAUCCAAGAUUGAGUGAUCUGAUCACUUCAUUUUGAUAUGAUGCUUCAUUGGUUUGGGAAAUCGAUCUUUGUUGUUUGUAAUGAGACCUACUUCACUUGUUCUUUUCUUCAUAUGCUGUAUUACUAAAUGAAGACGGAAAUGUUUGCUCUCAUUUGCUUGUGAGUAAGCAAAAGAAAAGUUGUCUAGCUCUUCUUUGUCUUAUGAUUUAUCCCUCGGUUCUUUUUGUCAAA